AUGGAGUGUGUGUUGAAUGUGAGGUUUUCCAUUAUCCUGAAUGGGAAGAAGAUCAGAUGGAUUGAAGCCUGCAGUGGAUUUCAUCAAGGCUGUCCAUUGUCACCAUACUUGUUCAUUAUGUGUGCUCAACUCCUUUCUAAUGCUUUGUUGCAAAGGGGUCAUAGUUUGGGCAUUCAGGUAGCUUCUAAGGGACCGAGAAUUACUCAUUUACUCUAUGUAGAUGACGUUCUUAUCUUCUCUCAAGCAAAUUGUAAACUGGCUAGACAUAUGAUGGAAAUUAUUGAGGAUUUUUGCAAGUGGACGGGUUUGAAGGUGAAUGCUAACAAGUCUCAAAUUUUAUUUGCUGAAGCCAUUGAAAGAGCUAGGAGGAAGAAGCUUACCCGAAUUCUCGGUUUCAAGGCUGUAAAUGAAUGGAAGUAUUUGGGUAUCAAGAUGUCUCUUAAAAGACUAAAAGUGGCUGAUUUUCAAGACCUUUUGGCUCAGGUUUUGGAGAGAUUAAAUGUUUGGGGAAAGAAAAACUUAUCUUUGGGAGGGAGAAUUGUGCUCUUGAAAUCCUCUUUACUAACUUUACCAAAUUUUGUCAUUAUGCAUUCGGUGGUUCCUAGAAAAGUGCUGCAGGAGAUUGAGAAGUUAUGCAGAAAUUUUGUUUGGCACAAAUCUAAUGGGGAAAGAGGAUUACACUAUGUUGCUUGGGAAGAAUUGUGUAAGCCUAGAAGUGCUGGUGGUCUUGGUUUACAAUCUUGUAUCAUUAAGAGUGGCACAUUGAAAGCUAUAAUUUCUUUAAAUUACAUUCAAAAUCUUGAUUCUUUGCUGCAUCGUUCUCUUAAUGCCAAAUAUUCAGAUAAUAUUUUGGAUGGUACAUAUAAGCACAACUUUUCUAAUGCUUGGAAGAUUAUGUCUGAAGGAGGCAACGUUGAUUUAGAAGGUAAGAAAGUACAGCAGUUGUUAACUAAUGAUGGAAGGUGGGAUGAUGUGAAAUUUAGAUUGUUUUUCCAUCAGGAUUUGGCUUGGCUAAUCAAGAAAGUUAAUGUGGACAGAGACGGUGGAAGGGAUAUGCUGGAACCAUGUAAGAAGCUAUCGGGUUGUUCUGUUUCAUCUUUGGCUUUUAAAGCUGCAAUGAACAAGAGAUACAAUGCUAAGGAUAAUGGUUUUUAUGAUUGGCAAAGGAAGCUUAAACUCAAUGUUAAGGUUGAGUUGUUUUGGUGGAGGCUAAGUAAGUUUGCAAACCCCUCUAAUUCUUUCCUUAAAUUCAGAAGAUUGGCGAUAAGUGAUUCUUGUGUUAGAGGCUGCUACGAGGCUGAAAAUUAUAAGCAUAUUGUGAUUCGAUUGGUCAAAGUUAAUGUUGACUCUUCACUGCUUUCUAAUUACCGGGCUGGUAUUGGUGGCAUCUUCAGAGAUUGGAAACGAAGAAUGCUCCUUGCUUUUGGAAGAAAUUCUUUGCAUUGGGACAUUGCUCAAUUGGAGAUGGAAUAUAUUCUUGCUCUUCGGGAUUUCAUUCAAGGAUGGAUGCUUGAGACUGUUGGUAUCAUCAUUGAAAGUGACAACAUCAAUGUGAUUAACUACAUUCAACAAUCUAUGAAGAAGACUGAUUGGCACUUGGAGGAGAGCUUGAAUAAUAAGCUUUUCUUUCUUAAUGACUUUAAUAAGAUUGUUUUUCACCAUGUUAGUAGGAAUUGUAACAAAGUAGCUGAUUUUUUUGCUACUUUGGCAUUAGAUGGCAAUUUCUUGUUUGAUAGUUCUUCUUUUGGUAGUAUACCGUCCACCUUGCUGGAUUUAAUCAAGAAGGAUGGCUACCCUUUUAUCUAUUGUAAGUAG
This is a messenger RNA of Dendrobium catenatum, 1815 nucleotides long. RefSeq lists its product as uncharacterized. Gene Ontology annotation, molecular function: nucleic acid binding; RNA-DNA hybrid ribonuclease activity. The transcript is spliced from 3 exons. Lineage: Eukaryota; Viridiplantae; Streptophyta; Magnoliopsida; Asparagales; Orchidaceae. The record is from RefSeq and is a predicted model, not a curated record. Bases 1 to 1815 code for a protein of 604 amino acids.